Messenger RNA from Daldinia childiae, 1611 nucleotides. RefSeq names its product AP-3 complex subunit mu. The transcript has 2 exons. Gene Ontology annotation, cellular component: cytoplasmic vesicle; clathrin adaptor complex. The record is from RefSeq and is a predicted model, not a curated record. Bases 1 to 1611 code for a protein of 536 amino acids. NCBI's taxonomy places the organism in Eukaryota, Fungi, Ascomycota, Sordariomycetes, Xylariales, Hypoxylaceae. Gene Ontology annotation, biological process: intracellular protein transport; endocytosis.
AUGAAUGGUGUAAUAGAGGCGUUGCACAUCUAUGAUGAGCAUAAUCGUGCGAUACUCUCUCAUAUCUAUACCUCACGCCCUCUUUCGGCCGCCGUCCUUCUUCCCCUAUAUCUCGAACAUCCAGCUCCGAGACCCAACUUAAUAUACCUACCAAAUACUAAUCCUCCGACCCUUGUAUUUAGUCUUAUACAUGCAAAUAUACUUUACUUGGCAACCUCUUCUUCCGAGAUAGAGCCUCUUCUCGUCCUCGAGUUCCUUCAUCGCAUAAUCGAUGCGCUUGAAGAGUUCCUCGGCGCCCCAGUCCUAGCGCAUAAGAUCGAAGCAAAUUACGAUGUCGUUGCUCAACUUCUUACUGAGAUGUGCGAUGCCGGUACUGUUAACACUACAGAACCAAACGCAUUGAGGGAUGUGGUUGAAGUGGAAGGUCUACUAGGGAAGCUAUUAGGUAGCAUUAAUCUGCCUGGCAAAUCCCCUAGCAACUCAAGCGCACCAUCCCUUAUAUCCCAAACUGCGCCAGCUCUCCCCUGGAGGCGGGCAAAUGUGCGACAUACAUCAAAUGAGCUCUACGCCGACAUUGUGGAGACGUUGUCCGUCACUCUUGCACCAUCUGGUAGACCAAUCGCUGCAUAUGCGAAUGGUACUAUUGCAUUUACGUCUAAGGUAUCUGGUGUUCCAGAUAUCCUCAUAAAUAUCACUGGACCCUCAGGAAAACAUAACCUAAACAGCGUUAUGGAGUUGCCGGUAUUCCACCCAUGUGUACGAUUAAACAGAUGGAAAGAAAAUCCAGGAGAACUCAGCUUCAUACCCCCGGAUGGACGUUUCAUCCUCGCAGGCUAUGAAGUGGAUUUACUACCUUUCACUAACGGAAAAAGCGGGAAUUUGAGUUCGAACAGCCUGAGACUUCCAGUAAACAUCGAGGUCAAAACCGGGUUGGGAUCAACUGGUUCAGACUUCGAAGUUCGGCUUAAUAUCAACAAGAACUUUGGACCUUCUAACUCUUCAAUAUCAGGGUCGUCUGGCAGAGGUGGCAGCUCAGGUGGCAGAGGAUUCGGAGGACCACAUCCAGGCUCGGCCGGCGCGCCACUAUUACAAGACCUUAUCGUCUCAGUGCCGCUACCUUCCGAAGUUAGGAACCUUUCAGAUAUUCGACCGAGUAAAGGAGACGCUAGUUUUAGUGCAGGAGAUAGGGUAUUGGAAUGGCAUAUACCCACAAAGGAACUUUCCACCGGGACAUCUUACUAUGGCCUUCGAUGCUCAGUCCAGGGUCUAUUAUCUGAAGAUCAAGAAGAUAACGAUCCUAAUGGGUUCGGUUUCGGCAAGGACUAUACUUACGACGAGCCAUAUCAAAGCAAUGUCAAUGAGAAGCCCAAAAAUGGGGAAGGAAGCUCGGACAGCGAGAAGGACGCAAAAAGAAUUGCCCAGAACAAAAUCCUUAUGCCGAGCUCUGCAUCCGUUAGCUUCUCUGUCAAAGGAUGGUUAUCAAGUGGAAUUAAGGUCGAAAGUAUCCUCAUUGACCCGAGAAAGAGUCGAGGCCUCGGCGAAGGAAUAAAACCGUAUAAGGGUGUGAAGUAUCUUACUAUUAGUAAGGGAGGAGUUGAGACUAGAUGUUAA